This is a messenger RNA of Penicillium nucicola, 495 nucleotides long. Its product is annotated as MARVEL domain-containing protein. The coding region runs from base 1 to 495 and encodes 164 amino acids. Gene Ontology annotation, cellular component: membrane. The transcript has 3 exons. Lineage: Eukaryota; Fungi; Ascomycota; Eurotiomycetes; Eurotiales; Aspergillaceae. The record is from RefSeq and is a predicted model, not a curated record.
AUGCUAUCCUGGGUUUAUCCGCUGCGAGUCAUUCAAGCCAUCCUAUCACUAGCGACAAUCGGCCUCAGCGCAUACGUCAUCGCCUCCCUCUACGAUGAAUGGUCCUUCUCAAAUGUCGUCUACUACAUGCUCUUCAACGGCUGCUGGACAACAGCAAUCGCAGUCCCAUACCUAGGUCUCGCACCACUCGCCUUUCCCCGUCUCUCACAUGAGAUUGUCAUUCCACUCGUUGAAGUCCUCACUGGUGGUCUUUGGCUCAGUGGCUGGAUCGCGUUGGCAGCUAUGAUCCCGUCGCCCAGUGUCUGCAAGUGGGAUAGCUGCCAUGCUCUGCAGGCUUUGAUUGUCGUUGCUGCUGUUCAAUGGGCUACAUUCGCUGUUACAAACACCUUCGCUAUCCUUGAUCUGUUCAACUCGCGCCGUAACGCGAAGAACCAUCACCAGGAGGGGACCCCAGCACCCGAGACCACUGAAGUCCGUGGUGAUGCAGCCGUUUAA